This is a messenger RNA of Dentiscutata heterogama, 277 nucleotides long. Lineage: Eukaryota; Fungi; Glomeromycota; Glomeromycetes; Diversisporales; Gigasporaceae. The record is from the annotation of a GenBank genome assembly.
CUACGCGGAUGAUCUUGUUGAAGAAUAUUGGACGAAGAAAAAGGGGGAGGAGGAAGCUGCAUCAGCGUCAAAAACUAAGGGUAGAAAGAGAGCUGCCCAACCAUCAUCACCUAUUACGAAGCAAGAUUCCAAAAGACAACGUAGUUCAAAGAAAACAAAAUCGCCAAGAUCUAAGAUGGAAGAAGAUGAAUUUGAUGAAGAUUGGGAAAAUCAGGUUAUUGCAGUUGAAACUGUCACACGUGAUGAUAAAACCGGAGAACUAUUGGAAAAAUGGUGA